AUGGACGUUGAAGUGGCUAAUAAAGAACUGAUUAAACAGCUUGUCGAACGAGACAGAGUAGAACAGAAUUUUUCUGCGCUUUUCCAGUCGCCCGUGGUAGAGAUUAACAGCAGUUUAGAAACCGCAUCGCCUUUGAAUGAGACGAUAAAAAGGCUUAAAAGAGAACUGAAGUCCAAGACAGAUGAGGUUGUCAAAGCCCGUGAGAUUUUGCUAAUCAAAAAUAGGGACUCCGAACGACUUAGAGAUGAGAUAAUUUCGCUAGAUAUCGAAAACAACGUCUUGCGAGAACAGUUGGAAAAAGUGACCUCUGAAUACGACGCUCUUGUUACAAGGUGGCUCGAAAAGGCGCAACAGGAAGCGGACAAUCUGAAUGAAGGCCUAAGCUAA
This is a messenger RNA of Lachancea mirantina, 387 nucleotides long. The record is from the annotation of a GenBank genome assembly. Lineage: Eukaryota; Fungi; Ascomycota; Saccharomycetes; Saccharomycetales; Saccharomycetaceae.